This is a messenger RNA of Trypanosoma theileri, 354 nucleotides long. RefSeq lists its product as uncharacterized. Lineage: Eukaryota; Euglenozoa; Kinetoplastea; Trypanosomatida; Trypanosomatidae. The transcript has a single exon. Bases 1 to 354 code for a protein of 117 amino acids. The record is from RefSeq and is a predicted model, not a curated record.
AUGCUGGAUGGUGGUGGUGCCGAAUGUUCCCUCUGCCACUUCGCGGUGGCCUGUAUGAAAAGAUCAUCCCGUUUUUUGAGACUCAACGAUAGCCCCCCGAAUGCCCUGCAUCUUCACUCCGGGAAUAUCCUUAACCGUUUUUAUUGCCCGCGCCAUUGCGCAAAGCCAUCAUCCCAUCUGAACAUGUUGCGCCGCCAUCCCUUCACUACGAACAGGGCGCGUUCAUUGCAAAAAAUUAUACCAUGCCUCGUUAUAAUCUGGGAAAGGGUUCGCCGGCAUGGGAAAAACUUUUCCCGGCAUGCGGUCACCAAUUGGUUGGGCGACACCCCCUCAAAUAGUCCAUUAUUCCUUUAA